CAGACAGAGGGGGCCGCGGCCGCUCCCUGCUGGCAGGAUCCUCCCCUGCGGGGCACCCCCGCCUCCCCCGGUCACUCUUUGGAGUUGCGGCCGGUUUGGUGCAGCAGGUUUGUGAAAUACAAACAAAUCAGGGAGUGGUGAAAGCCUCUCUGCAAAGCCACCUCCCCGUCCCGGCCUGUGUUCUCCCCACUCUGCGCUGACUUGGUUUCCGCCAUGGGAGCGGUCACAGGAUGCAUUUUUCCUCCUGUGCCUCACGGAUCACAGAAGGUAGAGCAGGUGAAAUUAAUAGACCGUUUCAGCACCAGCAACAAAUCGUUAAUGGGAACUUUGUACCUUACAGCAACUCAUCUGUUAUUUAUAGACUCUAGUCAGAAGGAGACUUGGAUACUACAUCAUCAUAUCGCUGCAGUGGAGAAACUUGCCUUGACUACUUCAGGUUGCCCUCUUGUGAUCCAGUGCAAGAACUUCAGGGUAGUUCACUUUAUUGUUCCCAGAGAAAGGGAUUGUCAUGACAUUUACAACUCUUUGCUGCAACUGUCAAAACCAGCAAGCUACGAUGAACUGUAUGCCUUCUCUUACAAUCCAAAACAAAAUGAGUCUAAGCGGCUGCAAGGGUGGCAGCUCAUUGACCUCACAGAAGAAUACAAGCGGAUGGGAGUGCCAAACUCUAACUGGCAGUUGUCCGAUGCUAAUCGUAAUUAUGAGAUUUGUGACUCCUAUCCCAGAGAACUUUAUGUUCCUAGAACUGCAAGCAAGCCCGUAAUCGUUGGUAGCUCCAAAUUUAGAAGCAAAGGAAGAUUCCCAGUGUUAUCGUAUUAUCACAGAGAUAAAGAGGCUGCCAUUUGCAGAUGCAGUCAGCCUCUCUCAGGUUUCAGUGCCAGGUGUCUGGAGGAUGAAAAUAUGCUGCAUGCGAUCAGUAUAGCCAACCCUGCUCAUCACUAUAUGUAUGUCAUGGACACUCGACCUAAGCUUAAUGCAAUGGCAAACAGAGCAGCAGGUAAAGGCUAUGAAAAUGAAGACAACUAUGCUAACAUUAGAUUCCAGUUUGUUGGAAUUGAAAACAUUCACGUAAUGAGAUCCAGCCUGCAGAAACUUUUAGAAGUCAGUGGUACAAAAGCUUUGUCUGUCAACAGUUUCUUGUCUGGUUUGGAGAACUCUGGCUGGCUGCGUCAUAUCAAAGCUGUAUUGGAUGCUGCUGUCUUCUUAGCCAAAGCAAUAGCAGUUGAAAAUGCAACUGUGCUAGUUCAUUGCUCUGAUGGCUGGGACAGGACUUCCCAAGUUUGUUCCCUUGGAUCUCUCUUGUUGGAUUCGCAUUAUAGAACAAUCAAAGGCUUCAUGGUUUUGAUAGAGAAGGACUGGAUCUCCUUUGGACAUAAAUUUUCUGACAGAUGUGGUCAAUUGGAUGGUGACCCAAAGGAAAUCUCUCCAGUGUUCACUCAGUUUUUAGAAGGUGUGUGGCAUCUCACAGAGCAGUUUCCACAAGCCUUUGAAUACAAUGAAGCUUUUCUCCUUCAGAUCCAUGAACACGUCCAUUCAUGCCAAUUUGGAAACUUCCUUGGAAACUGCCAAAAAGAGCGAGAAGAACUAAAAUUGAAAGAGAGAACUUAUUCCUUAUGGCCAUUCCUUCUGGAUGAACAAAAGAAGUAUAUUAAUCCUCUAUACAAUCGAGAUUUUUCUCAGAAACUUGUCCUCUUGGAGCCUAACACAGCGUCCUUCAAUUUUAAGUUUUGGAGAAAUAUGUACCAUCAGUUUGACCGAACUAUGCACCCCAGGCAAUCUGUAUUUAAUCUCAUCAUGACCAUGAGUGAACAAAAUAAACAACUGGAGAAAGACUUUAAAGAACUGGAAGCUAAAAUGAAACAAAGAAACAGGCAACCAGAAGAACUCCUCACUAAGGAACCAUUGCAGUCUGUCCAUCCUGCUUCACCAGCACUUAAAACUUCUCCGUGCUUUAAGAAGGAGCAGCCUCUGUUACCAAUGAAAGACUCCAUUCGGACUAUAGAGGGCAGCAACACAGCAGACAAUCGCUACAGUGAAUACAUGGAGGAGUUGUCAAAAGCUGAGCCUGCUGUUGUCAGCUUGGAGUAUGGAGUGGCAAGGAUGACCUGUUAGUGAAACAUUGAACAGUGCUUCUUUUUUCUAGACUGACUGAAAUACAAGACAGAUUAUUGUGAGGAUGGUCUAUUGCUGCAUGACCAAAAUCUGAUUUGUAUAGUAGUGAGCUUUGUUACUGUAGAAUAGAACAGCAUGCUAAUUGUUAACGAAAGUGUUUGUUGUUCUCUUGAGAAAUAAUUGAAUUUAGCUGUAUUUAAGGAAAAAAACAUUGGGGCAUUCAAUGAUCCUUAGCGACUUAACCAAUUAAGGAGUGGUCUGUUUGGAUUUAACAAGUCAUAGUUUGCUCUAGAGUGAGUAAAACAGUGACAUUACUUUAAGAUGUGUGCAUGGCAGCCAAACACAAAUGGCCUUUCAGAACUAAUUUUAGCCGGGCAGGAAAAACUUGACAAACAUUCUAUUUUAGAAACAAGUUAUGUGUAUAUAUAGCAUACAGUAUAAAUAUGUAUACUCCUAUUUAAUUUUGUCUUUCACUGCUAACUUUUGGUGUUUUAAGUGCCAUAAAAAAGUACAGUAUAUUUCAAACUAUAAAUAGCUGGCCUUAAAUUUGUCAAAUCAAUUGCCUUCUUGUCCUAGACUAUUGCGGGCUGUAACAUGACUCUGUUUACAUUUGUAUUUGCUUGAAUUGUUCUUGCUCCUUAAAAUGGGAUCAGAUUUAGGAAAUGUAAAAAAAAGCCUAAACAGUUAUGCUAUCAGCAAAUGAAGCUAUAAGAAUGUUAAAUCUUACGCUGAAUAUUAUUCUUAUAUUUCCUAUUCCUUUGUUGUUUAAAAUUAUCAUAGAUUGGGCAACUUUUGUCAACCUAGAGAAUUAAUGGAUUGACAGCAUAAUUGAAACUGAUUCAUGUGUACAGUUUUUAAAAUGUUGAAUUGUGGCAAGAUUUGUAACUUGGGCACCAGUGCAAAGGAUUAAAAAUUUGGAGAGGUUUUAUUAAACUAGCACAUUGCUAAUAACUGAA
Molecule: messenger RNA, 3068 nt
Organism: Mauremys reevesii (Reeves's turtle)
Lineage: Eukaryota; Metazoa; Chordata; Testudines; Geoemydidae
Gene: MTMR6
Product: myotubularin related protein 6
Exons: 14
Coding region: 214-2112 (632 amino acids)
Biological process (GO): dephosphorylation
Cellular component (GO): nuclear envelope
Molecular function (GO): phosphatidylinositol-3,5-bisphosphate phosphatase activity
Source: RefSeq, a predicted model, not a curated record